Molecule: messenger RNA, 7880 nt
Organism: Mastomys coucha (southern multimammate mouse)
Lineage: Eukaryota; Metazoa; Chordata; Mammalia; Rodentia; Muridae
Gene: Lmbrd2
Product: LMBR1 domain containing 2
Exons: 18
Coding region: 297-2381 (694 amino acids)
Biological process (GO): adrenergic receptor signaling pathway
Cellular component (GO): membrane
Source: RefSeq, a predicted model, not a curated record
AGGGCGGGAUUGAAGAAGGAGGAGGGCAGGCAGGCGGAAGUAGGUGGAGCUCCGACUGACUGGGAAAUGUCAGCCGAUUGACUAGGAGUGGGUUUUCUUUUUCCCGGAGCCCACAGGCCUUCGGGUGACCACCGCCACAGUCGCCUGGGACUGAAGGAUCCGUGACCCCGGCAGGCUGCGGCGGACGCGAAGCUUCUGAGUCCCUUCCAGACGCUGUCUGGCGAGGUCCGACGUGAACAGAUAUGGUCCAGAACUAUCCAUGAAUCAGUUUGGUUGAAGAUUGUGAACAUUCAAUAAUGAGUGGUGCAGCUUUAGGACUUGAGAUUGUUUUUGUCUUUUUUCUGGCAUUGUUCCUCCUGCAUCGAUAUGGAGACUUUAAGAAACAGCAUAGACUUGUAAUCAUCGGAACACUGCUUGCUUGGUAUCUCUGCUUUCUUAUUGUCUUCAUACUGCCACUGGAUGUUAGUACGACAAUAUAUAACCGAUGCAGGCAUGCUGCUGCAAAUUCCAGCCCUCCUGAAAAUAACAAUGUUACAGGAGUAUAUGCAUCCAUCCCUCCAGCUCCAAGACAACGUCCAUGUUUCAAGCCAUGGAGUUACAUUCCAGAUGGAAUCAUGCCAAUUUUCUGGAGGGUAGUUUAUUGGACAUCACAGUUUUUAACGUGGAUUCUGUUACCUUUUAUGCAAUCAUAUGCAAGAUCUGGAGGUUUUUCCAUCACCGGAAAGAUAAAAACAGCCCUGAUUGAGAAUGCAAUCUAUUAUGGCACUUACUUACUGAUAUUUGGAGCAUUUCUAAUUUAUGUAGCUGUAAACCCACGUUUGCAUUUAGAAUGGAACCAACUUCAGACUAUUGGGAUAGCUGCUGCCAACACAUGGGGUCUGUUUCUCCUUGUGUUAUUAUUGGGGUAUGGCUUGGUGGAAAUUCCUCGGUCAUACUGGAAUGGAGCCAAAAGGGGUUAUCUUCUUAUGAAGACUUACUUUAAGGCAGCCAAACUGAUGACAGAGAAAGCAGAUGCAGAAGAGAAUUUGGAGGAUGUAAUGGAGGAGGUUCGUAAAGUAAAUGAGAGCAUCAAGUAUAACCACCCAUUGAGAAAAUGUGUUGACACAAUACUUAAAAAGUGCCCUACAGAUUAUCAGGAAAAGAUGGGUAGGAAUAUGGAUGAUUAUGAAGAUUUUGACGAAAAGCGUAAUACCUACCCAAGUGAAAAAAGUUUGGUAAAAUUGCAUAAACAGGUGAUUUAUUCAGUUCAAAGGCACCGUCGGACUCAAGUGCAAUGGCAGAUUCUUUUGGAACAGGCAUUCUAUCUAGAAGAUGUAGCAAAAAAUGAAAGUAGCGCAACUCACCAAUUUGUUCACACCUUUCAGUCACCUGAGCCAGAAAAUCGAUUUAUCCAAUAUUUUUAUAAUCCUACUGUUGAGUGGUACUGGGAAUGCCUUUUGCGUCCAUGGUUUCACAGGACCCUUGCUGUGGUGUUGUCUAUCUUCUCUGUGAUUGUUGUGUGGUCAGAGUGUACCUUCUUUAGCACAACUCCUGUCUUAUCCCUUUUUGCAGUAUUCAUACAGCUGGCAGAAAAAACAUACAAUUAUAUUUAUAUUGAGAUUGCUUGCUUCCUUUCCAUCUUCUUCUUAAGUAUCUGUGUUUAUUCUACUGUGUUCAGGAUUCGCGUAUUUAACUACUACUACUUGGCUUCACAUCAUCAGACUGAUGCUUACAGUCUUCUUUUCAGUGGCAUGUUAUUUUGCCGUUUGACUCCUCCUUUAUGUCUUAACUUCUUGGGAUUGACCCAUAUGGAUUCAUCCAUCUCCCACCAGAAUACCCAGCCAACUGCAUAUACAUCUAUCAUGGGUUCCAUGAAAGUUUUAUCCUUUAUUGCAGAUGGAUUCUAUAUAUAUUAUCCUAUGUUGGUAGUAAUUCUCUGCAUUGCUACAUAUUUUAGUUUGGGCACCCGUUGUUUGAAUCUGCUUGGUUUCCAGCAGUUCAUGGGAGAUAAUGAUAUGACAUCAGAUCUAGUUGAUGAAGGAAAAGAAUUAAUCAGACGAGAGAAAAGAAAAAGGCAAAGGCAAGAGGAAGGUGAAAAUAGAAGAAGAGAGUGGAAAGAACGUUAUGGACACAACAGAGAGGAUUCUACUCGGAACAGAAACGUUCAUCCUGAUCCCAAAGAGUCAAAUUUCUCAGACACUACUACCAAUUGGUCAUCCAAAUACACCAGGGCUAAUAACAGGACUGAAAGAGACCGAAUAGAACUUCUCCAGGAUGCAGAACCUCUGGAUUUUAAUGCAGAAACAUUUACUGAUGAUUCUCUGGAACCUGAGUCAGGAAGGUAUCAACCUGGUGGACGAUAUCUCUCCAUGUCUUCCAGCAUAAUAUUUGAAGAUAUCUAAAGUCUGAAGUAAUUCAUAGAUCAAGUAACCAAGGUCAACACAUCAGCUGAGCCCUUGUGAACAUCUUUGUGCCCCAUUUCCUCUGUUCUCUCUAUAAAUGGUGUGAAGAUAAAAAAACAGCAUUGAAACAUCGAUCACAUCUUAACAAUAUUAGGUUAUGGUUUGUUGAAUAGAGCAUCCUCUUUUCUGAUAGGCUUUAUUGGAUACCAUCUGAAGCAUCUGCCUUAAAGGGUAGUUAAGUGGGAGGAUUCAACUCAUGAUAAACAGAGCUAACUUGAUUUCAUGCUAAUUUUUAGGAGAGUUAUUUUAAAGUUCAAUGAAGCCAUAAGUCAUACUAAAUUCUACAAUUUUGUAACUGUAAUUUAAAUUUUUACUAUUUCUUUAAAAAUUUUCAACCUACAUUUUCCAAAGAACUGAAAGUGAACUGAGACCUCAAAUAAUUACCAUAUUCACUAAACUCAUGUCUUAAAGCUUAUGUAUCAGACAUAAGUGAAUGUAAACAGUUCUUCUUCAGAUCUGUAUACACUUCCGUGGGAUUAUGCAUGUGUAAUUAAGAUGAUUCUUCAAUUGAUAGUGUCCUUAGCAUGUGUAUUCUAAUUGGAUGAUAUGUUAUUCUUUUCUGUCUUUGUAGUAAUGAUAUUUUUAUGGUUUUGAUAUUGCUUUGUAAAAGAUUCUCAUUUCAGAGAAAAAUGUUCAUCUUUAACACUUAGAAUAUUGACUUGAUGAUACUCAUUCCAUCCAAGAAAAAUCCUAAAUAUUAGUGAUGAAUACAUUUGUUUAUUUUAUAGCCAAAGAGGUCCCCAGAUUCUCUAAUAUUUACAUUUUUUUUAAGAUUUAUUUUAUUUAUAUGAGUACACUGUAGCUGUUUCCAGACACACCAGAAGAGGGCAUCAGACACCUUUAUAGAUAGUUGUGAGCCACCAUGUGGUUGCUGGGAAUUGAACUCAGGACCUUUGGAAGAAGAGUCAGUGCUCUUGACCUCUGAGCCAUCUAUCUUUCCAGCCCCAAUUCUCAAAUAUUUAAAAGAUGCCUGUUAAUGCUCCUUGUAAAGAAAACAUCUGGCUGUUUCAGCUAUUGAAUGUUAAAAAGGAAAAUAAUCCAUUUAUGAAUAUUACUAACACUUAAAUUACAGCUUAGAAAAAAAACAGAAAAAUGUAUUAGGAUGAAAAUGUAUAGUAAUAACUUGUUUGUUAAACAUGCUUAUUAUUUUAAAUUGGUUGUUUCAACUUUUGCAUUUAAGCCAAAGUUGGGUAUUAUGUUUUAAAGAGCCAGUGUUUUAUUUCCAAGUGAACAUGGCUUAGCAAGUGUUAGCAGGGAUUGUUCUAUUUGUGUCUCUUACAGAAUACAUUCUACAUGGGGUGAUCAGACUUGAACUUGUCCAGGACAGUUUCACACCUAUUUUCCUUGCAGUUAUUACUAGUGCUCAAGUGUUACUCUGUCAUAUGUUGAGGAUAGUUCUGUAGAAAUACUGCAAGGAAGUAUUCAAUUCUCAUCUCUUUUUUAAUGGCUGCAUUUUUUAAUGACCUUCCACAUAGAUCCCCCUUUAAAUAAUUAUCAAUAGAUAGAUUUACCCUGAAUUGAAGGCUGCAUAGUCCUUGAUCCUAGGACACAAUGCUUAUAACCUUUUACUGUGAAAUGCAGUCAGAGAGCAGUUGACCAGAACAGUGAUAAUGUAAUGCUGUUUAUAAUUUCAUGAUUGGUUCCUGGAAUACCUUUGGCAGAUCACGGAAUCUUUCAGUGCCUCAGUUUCUUCAUUUUCAGAAUGAAGGACUUAUUUACUACUUUCCUACUGAUCUACCUCACUAAACUGUUGUGAGGGAGUUAAAUUGAUGAUCAUGUGCUCUGCUGGGGUUUAGAAAGACAAAGCAAGUUGUCUGCUGUGCUGCUCGCUCCUGCCCUCCCUCUCUCCCUCCCUCCCCCACCCCCUCUCUCCUUUUCCUAGUACUUUGAAGGGACAGGGGUGAUUAUCGCAGAAGGGGCCUUUGAGAAGCUUCAAAGUCCCCAAAGCAAAAUGAACUAGUUUGUGUGAAGUUCCUGAAAUAGUGACUCAUUCUUUGUUCUGUGGAUUUACUUUGAAAUAUUUUUCUUCAAUAUGUUUUUGACUUUUUUCCCUUAAUAUUUAGAUGUCAGAGUAGAAGGAUAAAAAGAGAAGGACUGUCCAGUUUUACUAUUGACUUUCAUAAUGCACUAAGACAGAUUGAUAGGAACAUGCAAAGGAAUUCAGGUACUUCCCUUUAAGAUUACACUAACCGAAGUAUACAUAUAUGUGCAGAUUUUUCACAAAUACUGCAUCUCUUUGUAGUUUUUUGAGUUAUUUCCACAGUGAGUUUUUGUUGUUUCAAUGAUCCAGAGUGUUCAAAAUUUUAAGGAGUUUUUCUUACAGGGUUUUGUAUGCAACCAUAUAGAAAAGUUACUUUUGUUGGGUAAACUUGAGUUUAGAAGGCAGUAAUUUAAAGCUGGAAGCCUUGACUUUAUUUCUGAGAAAUUAAGUUAAUAUUUAUUAAGCUGCUCUAAGUAAAACAUUGAUAGUGUGUACAGUAUUUUUUUUCAGACAUGUAUUAACAUAUAAUGACAUAGUCAUAAUAUUACUACAGAAUUCAUAUGCUUUAUGUGCAAAGUGGUUUUCUUAAAGAAUUAUUUCUGGUAUUCUUUUUCUUACAUGUUAACAAAUAUCAUAGAAUUAUCUAAAAUUUUGGUUUUUUGAGAAAGUGUUUCAUGUACCAGGCUGGCCUCAAACUCUGUAUAUAACUGAGGAUGGCCCUGAACUCCUGAUCUUCCUCCACCUCCCAAUUUCUACAAUUACAGAAAUGUGCCACAGCACCCAGAUCAAUUUUUUUAAAUAAUUAUUAGUUAAGAAUAUUUAACAAGCUAAUAAAUCAAAAUAAGUAUUAUAGAAAAAAAUCUAUAAAUUUCAAGAAAUCAGUUAUAUAUAUUGCUAAUUUACCUUUUAAAACUAUAUAACCCUUUUAUUAAUAGCACAUUUUUGUAAAAGAAUUCUAAGAAGAAUUAAAAUAUAAAUAUAAUUACAAAUAUUUGCUUUUGGACUACAUACAUACCAGAGUUUUAGAAUAGUUUUAUCCCACAAAAGGAUCUCAUUUUACAAAAGUGUUAUGAGUUAAAGCAUCGUAAAAACAGAUGAGAUUCUGCAUAUAUGUUGUCCCCCCCAAAAAAAGAUUGCUUGUUGAUACGUAUCUGGCCUUUACCACUGAAACUGUCCAGUCUAACACAUAAGCAUAAAUAUGUUCACAUUGAGUGCAGGAAAGUCAGCGUGUGUUUUCAAGUGUAUUUUAGCACGCUAAUGAACAAAUUUCAUUUAUAUUUAUUUACAGACCUCAUUUUAUUCCUUUAAUAGGUUUAAGAAAUGUUUUCAAUAGUAUGUUGAUUACCAUAUUACAGGGAAAAUAAAACCUAUAACUACAGUUCAGGCUGUAAAGUAAAAUUUAUACUUAAAAUUUGAAUGGGCCAUGCCUGAAAAAUUCCAAGGAUGAUAGUACAUUUGUACUAAGAGACAAAACGUGUCCCCAAAGAGUUAUACACACUUGGAUUUCAAAGCGCAAUGGACUAUACAAUAUUUAACUUUAAAAGCUAAGAGGUAAAUGCACGUACAGUUUGCCUUUCUUUGUGCCUUCUUCCCUCCCACCUCCCUUCACCACAAGACUUUCAUGUACUGAUAGACUUUUCUCUUUUGUUUAUGUACACAGUUGUUAAUGAGCAGUACUCUCAAAAGGAACUACUUGAUGUCAAAUCCCACUCUAUGAAGUAGCAGUAUUGUCCCUGAAGUAGUAAAAGACAUUUGCUAGACUAGUGAACAGUAUCUCAAUGGAAGCAUAGUGCAUACUAGCUCAGUGCAUUUUCUUUGAUGUUACUAAAGAGGAUACUGCAGUAAAAAAUAUUUUCACUGUAAAAUUUUGAAUAAAAUGAUUUAAAAAUACCCAACAUUAAGAACUGUGAGAUAUUUCAUUAUAAAAAGGAAUUCAUAAAAAUGCACGUGUUUAGAAGAGGAAUAGAUUAAGGAUUACAAGAGGAGUGUAAUUUGCUUUCUUUUUGGAUAGUACUUCCAAAUCAGUGGCUUUUGUGGCUAGAGACAGGUUUGGCACCGUUUCAGGAUCUCACCCCGUGAGCCAUCCUCCCAGGACAGGACUGCCCUCCUUUCUACUGCCAAGGGAGCAUGCUCUCAUGUCCAGUUCCUUCCAUAUUAGCCACUGCAACAUUUGCAAAUGAUUUAUGUGUUGAGAUCAGGUGAGGUCUUGCUAUAAUUUAAAAUUUUCUUAAUAAAGACUGCGUAAGUUUGUUACCAUUAUCUUAAAAGAUAUUUUUGCUUCUUCCUAGAAAAACUUUCCUUUUAUGAUUAUAUUGAUUACUUGUAAAAGAAUUUUGCUGUGCUUGGUGCAAAAGGAUAUUGGGAGUGGCUGACUAUGGCAGACAUGUAAGGCAAAUUGACAGCCUAUUAAAAUGCAUAGCAUUUGCAGUUGGUAUUAGGACAUAAAUCUCUGUCUUUAUUGAAAGAAUACUGGCUAAUAUCUUCCCUGUUAGGCAUGCCAAGUGGCAGGGGAGAGAUUGCGUUGUUAUUUAUUUAUUUUUUUUAAACAAUCCAAUGGAUUUGUUUUUGUCUUUAUUUUGAGAACAACUUGAAGGAUUUUUUUUUUUCAUUUUAGAAGAUAGAGAAUAUGUAUACCUAUGUUUUAAAUUACUAUAACCUAAUAUAAAUUAUAACAUCGAGAAGUACAAAAAGCUCUAACUAUUGAUGUUGUUAUUUCCCUGGUAUUUAAUUUUUAUAAAUGGUUUUGUAAGUAAAUAAUUGUAGUAUUGCUUUUGAGUAGUUUAAAGUCAUCCUUAAAUAAAAUAAGUUCUGACUCAACAUACUUAUUUAGUACAAUAUUCUAAAGUGAAGUACUCUGAUGUGAAUUUGAAACAUGCCUGCAUUUCCUAAGUUUCUCCAUAUGUAUAUGUACAUACAUCAGUAUCCAAGAAAAGCAUACCAGAAGCCUGAUUUCCACAUUGCAUUGAUAAAGAGCUUGGUAUUUUGCCUUCAUAUAACUCAGUUGCCUGGGUGAAAUAGAAUAUAAAUCUCUUCAAAUGUCUGUCCAAUCACAAUUUUCAAAAUGGUAACUUUUCAUGUGGGGGUGCAUGAUGCCAAGUUUAUCUUUAAUCAGCCUUUAUUACUGGAUGUAUAACAAUGGAUAUUUUCCUACCUGGUCAGUAGGUUGUAGAUUUAAUUGUUUUUUGUUUUUGUUUUUUUUUUCCAGUAGAUUCUCACUACAUUUUCAAAUCUAUAUUUGGAAAAAUCUGCAAAGUGCUAUCAGUAAGUUAGUUAGCAUCUUUGGCCUUAUCUAUGCAUAAUGUUUCUUAGUUUAAUUUUGACAAACUCACUGACAGUCAAUUCCUUUGUAGUGUUGUAACUUACUGUGAUGUAAUGAAUUUUUUUAAUGUUUAUAUGAUUCAUUAUUAAAAUAUAGGAUAUUGUAGAGCUUUGCAUGAAAUAAAUGACAUCUCUAUGAG